Molecule: messenger RNA, 2502 nt
Organism: Sardina pilchardus (European sardine)
Lineage: Eukaryota; Metazoa; Chordata; Actinopteri; Clupeiformes; Clupeidae
Product: protocadherin gamma-A6-like
Exons: 1
Coding region: 1-2502 (833 amino acids)
Biological process (GO): homophilic cell-cell adhesion
Cellular component (GO): plasma membrane
Molecular function (GO): calcium ion binding
Source: RefSeq, a predicted model, not a curated record
AUGGCCACCGAUGAAGGGCGUAAGCGUUCAUACAUUGGAGUGUCCAUUUUUAAUCGACCGCACUGGCAAGUACUAUUGUUACUGGCGACAUUUUGUGAUAUUGUUGGCGCACAGAUUCGUUACUCUAUUCCAGAGGAGAUGAAGGUUGGCUCGCUUAUUGGGAAUGUUGCUCAAGACCUGGGACUUGAUGUGAAGAGGCUUAGAUCGGGCCGUGCCCACAUCGUCACUGAAAGCGUACAGUACACGGAGCUCAAGUCAGACAAAGGGAUCCUGGUUGUGAGCGAGCGAAUAGACCGAGAGCAGCUAUGCGGCGAAAUCACCCCAUGCAGCUUCAGUUUUGAGAUCAUUCUAGAAAAUCCAAUGGAACUACACCAGGUCACAGUUGAAAUACUUGAUAUAAAUGAUAAUACGCCUGUAUUUCGGAAAACUGAAAUCCAUUUUGAGAUAAGUGAAGCAGCUACACUUGGCUCGCGCUUUGUGCUGGGGAGUGCCGAUGAUCCCGACGUCGGAAUAAAUGCACUUCAGAAUUAUAUCCUUUCUCAAAAUGCGCAUUUUAUUCUAAAACAGCAGUCGAAUCCAGAUGGUAGUAAAUAUGCAGAAAUGGUUCUCCAGAAAGCUUUAGACAGAGAAGAGAAUCCACGGCUUUCUUUAAAGCUCGUAGCAGUCGACGGCGGAAAUCCGCAAAGAUCUGGUACCGUAAAUAUAGACGUCACCGUACUAGACAAUAAUGACAAUGUCCCCGUGUUUAACCAGACCGUGUAUAAAUCCACUGUUAUGGAAAAUGCACAGAGAGGUACUUAUGUGAUGACAGUUAAUGCAACGGAUGCUGACGCCGGUUCCAAUGGAAUGAUAGUGUACUCUUUCAGUGAUCUGAAGGAGGAUUUAAAACAAAUAUUUAACAUCGACGAGACCACAGGCACGAUUUCUGUUAACGGUGCUAUCGACUUUGAACAAAAUAAACGAUAUGAAAUACGAGUUGAAGCAAAAGACCAAGGAGGAUUCACUGGUACAAGUAAGGUUAUCAUAGAAGUUAUAGAUAUUAAUGAUAAUCCGCCAGUUAUGAACGUCAGGUCUUUUUCGACACCCGUGUCUGAGGAUUCUCCCAUAGGAACGACAAUAGCAAUACUAAAUGUCAAAGAUGCUGAUUCUGGUAAAAAUGGUGAGGUUACUUGUUCAAUAGACAGAGGUCUUCCAUUCAAUAUUAAAUCAUCUCUAGCAAAUUAUUAUACUUUAGUCACGGACGCAUUAUUUGACCGCGAAACAUUGUCUGAGUAUAACAUCACCAUAACAGCUAUCGACUCCGGAUCCCCCCCUCUUUCUACUGUCAAGACACUGCGCCUAACGCUAUCUGAUGUAAAUGAUAACGCACCAGUUUUCGAGCAGAAAACGUAUUCAGUGUAUUUAAUGGAAAACAAUUCUCCUGGAUUGUCCAUUUUCACAGUAAGGGCGAGAGAUUUGGAUGCGAAUCAAAAUGCCAGAAUCUCAUAUUACCUAGAUGAAAAGCAGAGCGAUGGAACUUCGACAUCUUCUUAUUUAUCUAUAAAUUCUGAAACAGGAGUUUUGCAUGCUGUGCGUUCCUUUGACUUUGAGCAAAUUAAGCAGCUAAGUUUUAUCGUGAAAGCUCAAGACGGUGGCUCACCUCCUCUGAGCAGUAACGCCACUCUUAACAUGAUCAUCCAGGAUCGAAAUGACAAUGCGCCUCAAAUUCUUUAUCCGAUACAAUCUAGUGGAUCCCUUUUGGCUGAGAUUGUGCCUCGGUCAGCAGAUGUGGGCUACCUCGUCACCAAGGUGGUGGCUGUUGAUGUGGACUCUGGACAGAAUGCCUGGCUGUCUUAUAAACUACAUAAAACUGCGGAGAGAGCCUUGUUUGAGGUAGGCGCUCAGAAUGGAGAAAUAAGAACUAUUCGACAAAUUACUGACAAGGACACAGUAAAGCAGAGACUAACAGUUGUUGUGGAGGACAACGGAAAGCCCUCUCGCUCAGCAACAGUCAAUGUUAACGUGGCUUUGGCGGACAGCUUUCCAGAAGUGCUCUCGGAGUUCACUGACAUGACGCAUGACAAAGAGUACAACGACAAUCUGACCUUUUAUCUGGUCCUGGCUUUAGCCGUUGUCUCAUUUCUUUUCAUCGUGUCUAUCAUCUCAAUCCUGUCAGUGAAGUGCUACAGAUGGAGACGUGAGCGGAUUUUUUAUAAAUCUAACGGAAAUCUGCCAGUCAUUCCGUAUUACCCGCCCCUUUACGCAGACGUAGGAGGCACGGGUACUUUACAGCAUGUAUAUAAUUACGAGGUGUGCAGAACAAUGGACUCCAGAAAAAGUGAUCUGCAAUACCCUAGACCUUGUAGUGAAAGCAUCAUAAGCCUGGACACGUGUGGAAAAGAUACACUCUCACGUGCCAACAGGGAGAGACUGACCAUGGAUGAUACUACCCAUCAGGUGAGCUGCAUAUCUUUACUUGACAACGUUCUGUUAUCGUGUUCUUUUCCCCUCCUGUGUAUUUAA